UGCUGGACAGAACACAGGUGACAGCAUUUCAGAGUUUGGAAGCUCGCUGCAACCGGAUCCUUGUGGACAUGGAGGGAGCGUUGACAGCUCGGGAUCGUGUGGGCAUCCAAGAUUUUGUGCUGCUGGAUUCCUAUACCAGUGAGAGCGCCUUCCUGGACAACUUGAGGAAACGAUUCCAUGAAAAUCUUAUUUAUACCUAUAUUGGCACUCUACUUGUGUCUGUCAAUCCAUACAAAGAGCUGGGCAUCUACACGAAGAAGCAGAUGGACAUUUAUAUGGGUGUCAACUUUUUUGAGCUUCCACCCCACAUCUACGCCCUGUCCGACAAUGCCUAUCGCACCAUGUUGAUGGAGAACAACAACCACGUCAUACUUAUCUCUGGUGAGAGUGGGGCUGGCAAGACUGAGUCCUCCAAGAAGAUCCUUCAGUUCUAUGCCGUCAGUUGCCCCAGGACCAGCCUCCUGGACAACGUGAGGGAUCGGCUUCUUCUGUCAAACCCUGUGCUGGAGGCGUUUGGAAAUGCCAAAACGUUGAAGAACGAUAACUCCAGCCGCUUUGGCAAGUAUAUGGACAUCCAGUUUGACUUCCAGGGGGAAGCUGUGGGAGGUCACAUCCUGAGCUACCUGCUGGAGAAGUCCAGAGUGGUCCACCAGAACCACGGCGAGAGGAACUUCCACAUCUUCUACCAGCUGGUGGAGGGUGCAGAGGAUGGGCUGCUGCGGUGGCUGGGCCUGGAGCGGAACUGCCAGCUGUACAGGUACCUCGUCCAGGGGCAAUGUGCCAAAGUGAGCAGCAUCAGUGACAAGACCGACUGGAGGACCGUGCGGAAGGCCCUCUCGGUCAUCGAGAUCAGUGAGGCGGACACGGAGCACUUGUUUGGGGUCAUCGCCAGCGUUCUGCACCUCGGAAACAUUCGGUUUGAGGCUGACGCCCGGGGAUACGCCACUUUGAACAGCAGCACGGAAAUGCACUGGCUUUCGAAGCUGCUGGGUGUCCACGUUCAAGUGCUGCGGGAGGGUCUCACUCACAGGAAGAUCGAGGCCAGAGCAGAGGAGGUGCUGAGCCCCCUCACAGCAGAGCAUGCCAUCUAUGCCAGGGAUGCGCUGGCAAAGGCCAUUUAUGGUCGCACAUUCGCAUGGUUAGUCAACAAGACCAACGAAUCUUUGGCCAACAAGGACUCCACCAGAAAGACUGUCAUCGGGCUUCUGGACAUCUAUGGCUUUGAGGUCUUCCAUGUAAACAGUUUCGAACAGUUCUGCAUCAAUUACUGCAACGAGAAGCUCCAGCAGUUAUUCAUCCAGCUGACCCUGAAGUCGGAACAGGAGGAGUACGAGGCAGAGGGGAUUGAGUGGGAGGCAGUGCCGUUCUUCAACAACAAGAUCAUCUGCGACCUGGUGGAGGAGAAACACAGAGGCAUCAUCUCUGUGCUGGAUGAGGAGUGCCUCCGACCUGGGGAAGCCUCUGAUCUCACCUUCCUAGAAAAGCUCGAGGAGAAGUUAGGUGGCCACCCACAUUUUGUUACACACAAGCUGGCUGACCAAAAGACACGGAAGACCUUAGAGAGGGGCGAUUUCCGACUCCUGCACUAUGCUGGGGAGGUGACGUACUGCGUUGUUGGUUUCCUUGACAAAAACAACGACCUCCUGUACAAGAACAUCAAAGAUGUAAUGAGGCAGUCCAAGAACAGCAUUGUUAAGCACUGCUUCCCAUCCAUUGAGCCGGACAGCAAGAAAAGGCCCGAAACGGUGGCCACCCAGUUUAAGAGCAGCCUGGCAGGGUUGACCGAAAUCCUCAUGUCCAAGGAACCCUGGUAUGUGCGUUGUCUGAAGCCCAACAACAGCAAGCAAUCAGGGUGCUUUGAUGAUGUGCUUGUGAGACACCAGGUGAAAUACUUAGGGCUGAUGGAACACCUCAGGGUUCGACGGGCUGGUUUUGCCUACCGGCGCCGCUUUGAAGUCUUCUUGCAGAGGUACAAGGCCCUGUGUCCUGACACCUGGCCCCACUGGAAGGGCAAACCAGCAGAUGGUGUUCAGAGACUGGUCAUACACCUGGGUUACCGGCCAGAUGAAUACAAGAUGGGCAGAACCAAGAUUUUUAUCCGUCAUCCCAGGACCCUGUUUGCCACGGAGGAUGCUUUUGAGAUGUGCAAACAUAAACUUGCCACCAGGAUCCAGGCCAAGUAUAGGGGCUACCGAGUCAAGGGGGCCUUCCACAGGCAGAGAGAUGCAGCUACGAAGAUCGAGGCCUGCUGGAGAGGCAUGCAGGCCAGGAAAGAACGAGAGAGGAGAACUUGGGCAGUCAAAGUCAUUAAGCGGUUCAUCAAAGGGUUCAUGAACAGAAACCAACCAGUCUGUGUGGACAAUGCAGAGUAUCUUACCUUUGUCCGGCAGAACUACCUUAUCCGGCUAAAGGAGAACCUGCCUAAGAACCUCUUGGACAAGAAUACCUGGCUAACCCCACCACCCAUUAUGCAGGAGGCCUCUCGGAUCCUGCAUCAGCUCUACGUCCGACUCUUGGUGCGAAAGUAUGUGCGAGGGCUUUCUGCACAGCGAAAGGCGCAGUUGCAGCUGAAAAGUUUGACCAGUGCUUUGUUCAAAGGGAAGAAGGAGAGCUACCCCCAAAGUGUGUCCAAACCCUUUGUUGCCACCAGGAUCAAUGAACAAGACAUCAAUAUGAAAGUUCUUCAGAUGAUUCGUCAUGAAGGCAUCAAGUAUAGUGUCCUUGUGGUGAAAUAUGACCGGAAUGGCUUCAGGCCAAGGCAGAGGCAGUUGGUGCUUACCCAGGCUGCAGCUUACCUGGUGGAGGAGGCAAAGAUCAAGCAGCGUGUGGAGUACGGCUCUCUCAAAGGGGUGUCUGUCAGCCACCUGAGCGACAACUUCCUGAUCAUACAUGUGUCCUGUGAUGACAUCAAACAGAAGGGGGACCUGGUUUUGCAGUGUGACCAUCUCUUUGAGUUGGUGACCAAGCUGAGCAUGCUUGCAAAUAAGGCCAGUGCCAUCAAAGUGGUACAGGGCAGUAUCCGGUUUGACAUCCAUCCUGGCAAGGAAGGAUUUGUGGACUUCCGCAGUGGCCAGGAGACAAUGGUGUAUAGGGCCAAGAAUGGUCACCUGAUGGUGGAAUCAACUCGAGCCAAGGUGCGAUGACAUGAACUGCUACCUGACUCACAGCCAGCCCACCUGUGCUUAGUGCAUCCAUCCUCCAGGAACCUAUCUAUACUUCACUGACAAAAAUAGUUGAGAGAUUUUGUGCACCAAGGUGGGAACAAUCUGCAAAGAAGCCUGGUUGCCAACAUCAUCUGGUUGUGACCUCUACCUGCUCAGUUACUCACCCAACCGGGGAUGCCGAAUUAACAAGCUUGACUGCCGACCACUUGAAAAAAACAUCUCCCCUCCCCAGUGCUAAAUCUUCAUUGAGUGGACAAACAUUUUUUAUGUGACUUUGACCUCCCCAGAUGCAAAACAAGGGCUAUCCAAUCUUCAUGUUCAAACUGGAUCGGUUCACUUAUGAUUGUCCCAGUAAAAGAAAAAAGUGGAACUCAUUUGUGGUUUUGUACUGACGGCUGAAACUUCUCCAUGAAAUAUUUUGGUUUUUGAAUUAAAUAGUGGAAUAAUUUCUACCAUUUCCAUCAUUUAUACUGAAAUUUCAAAGCCAUGUACGUGUUACGAUUUUUAUAAGCAUU
This is a messenger RNA of Scleropages formosus (Asian bonytongue), 3679 nucleotides long. It is a transcript of the gene myo1hb, whose product is annotated as myosin IHb. The transcript is spliced from 32 exons. Gene Ontology annotation, cellular component: plasma membrane; actin cytoskeleton; cytoplasm. Gene Ontology annotation, molecular function: microfilament motor activity; ATP binding; actin filament binding. The coding region runs from base 69 to 3143 and encodes 1024 amino acids. Gene Ontology annotation, biological process: actin filament-based movement; endocytosis; actin filament organization. Lineage: Eukaryota; Metazoa; Chordata; Actinopteri; Osteoglossiformes; Osteoglossidae. The record is from RefSeq and is a predicted model, not a curated record.